Nematocida major is the source of this 1539-nucleotide messenger RNA. RefSeq lists its product as uncharacterized. The record is from RefSeq and is a predicted model, not a curated record. Bases 1 to 1539 code for a protein of 512 amino acids. Lineage: Eukaryota; Fungi; Microsporidia. The transcript has a single exon.
AUGUCAGCGACGCAGGAAAAGAUACUUUUGGCGCUUAGAGAGAAGCUCUCCCCGGAGGCAUGUGCAAAAACAGUCGAAAUAUUGCAUGCAGAUAGGCACAAGGAAAAAGGCAGCUGCAUGAAAAUAGAGGCUGCAGUCUUCUACUUGCUGAAGAAGGUUGAUUUACAGGUUGUGCUGCUAGAGGCCGGCCUGUACGAAAUUCCGCUGGACUAUGUACAUGCGCACUUGAGCACCGUGGAGAUUUCCCAGAGCACGAAAGCAGCCGUCUUCUCGGAUGUAGAGGCCUCGCUUGGAAAUGUGCUCGCAUACAUAUCCAGGGAAAUAUGCGAGUCCCAAUAUCACUACGCGAGAUCAAGAUGCAGCAUCCACGACUCCGAGGCAUACAAAGCAAUGUUUUCCUCGGCAGUCAAGUACCACGGCAUACAAAGAGGGACAGGCCUGCUGGUGGACCAUCUUGUGAGCCAGAUCGCAUUAAUAACUCCCAGCGCAGAGUAUGCAGCAGCAGAAGUGCUUCCUCUGGAGCAACUGUACGACGCCAUGGAGGGAGGAAGCAUCGAGCAGUUUGUGGUCCAGCAGCUGGAUGUGAUGCACUGCAUGCUAAGCACGGAAGCCAACUUUGAGUACGGGGAGAGAAUACGCGCGGACCUUCUGAGAAACGCCAAAAGCAUUCGGCACCACUGGGGGAAAAUUGUCGGCACAGAGGCCCUGGGGCAGUCGCUUGACUGGUGCAAGUCCGUAAUAAGUGCGUACAUGGACGGAGAAACAGCCGAAUACUCCUUUGCAAGGCCGAGCCAGAAAAGGGGAAGAGUUGACUCUGGGGAAGUUGCAAGCCUGCACAGAGACUUUGCAUACGACAUGAACAUGAUUCUUUACGGGCACUCUGUGAGGCACGGGAUGUCAGUGGCAAGCAGGGCUCGAUGCAAAGAAAAUGCAAGCGAAGCCCUGCACUGUGCAGAGGCCAGCAAAAGAAAGGCCUUUUUCUACAGUGCAAUAGCGCGCCUUGUGGGGGCAGUUUCCUCGAUUUUCAUAGGAGUCUCCUUUGCGCUGCUCAUAAAUCGGUCGCUCAUAGAGAGCAUAGACCCAGUAAAAGGCAAGGCAGGCACUGCUAGGCAGCUCGAACUUGCACAGCCGAUGCUUCUGGCGCUUGCAAUGGGCUUCAACGGGCUGGUUUUGCAGAAGCAGGUAUUUGCCGACAGCAAGAAAAGCUUUUCGGAAAUUCUAUCCAGAGAAAUCAACAGAGUCGUUUCAAAGGUCGUGCUUCUGGGGCUUCUAUUCACUGCAAUAUUCUACGUGGAUCCAGCCAUAUACGCUCUUAGAGAGGCAAAGGCUGCAGUGCUCUGCGUGUGCGGGGUGGGGGCAGUUUUGUCGGUUGCAGACCCCUUUCUCCGACCAAGAUACACUUUCUCCUUGUUCGACAGGAGGACUUUCGUACACACUGCGAUCUUUAUGCUGAGCAUCGCCAUUGUGGCAUACUCAGUGCAGGAGUACACGCACAAAGCCAUUGGCAUCUCCAUGCAGGGGGCAUAUGCGCCGCACUAA